Molecule: messenger RNA, 5493 nt
Organism: Anopheles stephensi (Asian malaria mosquito)
Lineage: Eukaryota; Metazoa; Arthropoda; Insecta; Diptera; Culicidae
Gene: Rim2
Product: mitochondrial carrier protein Rim2
Exons: 6
Coding region: 934-2121 (395 amino acids)
Biological process (GO): pyrimidine nucleotide import into mitochondrion; mitochondrial transport
Cellular component (GO): mitochondrion; mitochondrial membrane
Molecular function (GO): pyrimidine nucleotide transmembrane transporter activity
Source: RefSeq, a predicted model, not a curated record
AGCUGUCAAUCGGAGGCAUUCUUGUUCCGAACGUCAAAGUGUGCGGAUGUGAAAGCAAGCAAGUUACGAUCUUAGUGCAACCGUAAAGAAAAAAACAAUACCGAAUUGAACAUAAACUCAAACCAUUGGAGAUAAGCAAAACUAUUGCUCAUUGUAUCGAAAUUGUUUGUCCUGUGGAAGCGGUGUAAACAUUGCAAGGCGUAUAUUUCGUACAAUUUCGUUCACAUCUGUGACACAUAAAGCCAGUUUUUUUGCUUCUUCGCUGUGUGCGUUACGUUGAGAGUGUGUGCGUGUAUCGAGAAAUCAAUCGAAAGAAGAGCUUUAUUAUUGUUUUGCACCUUUAAUUGUUCACCCGACCGCGCGAAAAAUUAUCGCUACCGUGUUUUCCGUUCUUCGUUCUUCGAUCGCCGGAAAAGUGAAAUUACCCAGCGACGAGAGCCGCAAAGCACGCGUUCUGAGCAGUCGUGAGUUACAUCACACCGCGUAUUUCGCGGCGGCGUGCGUUUUCGCCAUCGGGCGCCUAGUGCCAGGGGAAAAGGGCCCCCGGGAAGGGCUCUGGGACAACCGGAGACUUGCAAGAUCUUUAUCAGCGUUAAUCAAGCAAGUGAAAGCCAAGUAUAAAACACAAAUGAUUGGAUUCAUUUCGUCACGAGAGUAACAACGGAGCAGAAGAGUAGAAGAAUUUUGUUCGACGCGCGUGCUUGUGUGUGUAAUCCGUGAACUCCAUAGAAACGAUACGAUAGUGUGCGCGUGUGUGUGAAGUUUCUUGUAAAGCAAGAAACGAGCAGAAAAAAACACUAAACUAUCAUAAACUUUGUGCCGAUACACUUAUCUUACUUCUUGUCCGUGAAGAUAAAGAGUAAGUGAGGGCCCCGCUAAAAGGAAAAAAGGAAGGAAGCAAAUCUUCUCGUCACAAGUCAUUGCCGAUAAAUUAUGUCACAGCGUGACAGAGAAUCCUUCAUUCACUUAUUCGCCGGAGGUAUCGCUGGUACUGCUGGCGCCGUAGUGACAUGUCCGUUGGAGGUGGUAAAAACGCGUCUGCAAAGUUCGUCGUCGUCGUUUAUCCAUGCGGCCGCCUCGACUAGACACGGGCUCGUUACCGAUGGUGGGAAACUGACCGAUCCUCAUCACCAGCAUCACGUACGCCACGUGUCCGCCAUCAACAACGCAUCCUCGUCAGCAACGGAUCGGCACCAUAGCGCGGCCCGCCAUCACCCGUCACGAGUAUGCGCUAGCACGAUCCUGACCCGUCGUCGUCCUUCGAUACUGGCCAUUCCACAGUGUGGUUUGUCAACGUCGGUACAGUCGAUUAGCAUCUGGCAAUGCCUGAAGCAUAUCGUCCAAACCGAAGGCUCACGAGCCCUGUUCAAGGGUCUCGGACCGAAUAUCGUCGGCGUGGCGCCAUCCCGUGCGAUCUACUUCUGCGCCUAUUCUAAGACAAAGAAUACGCUGAAUACUGUCGGCAUUAUUCCGGCCAACUCUCCGUUGGUGCACAUACUGAGCGCGUCCUGUGCCGGGUUCGUUUCGUCCACCGCAACAAACCCGAUAUGGUUCAUCAAGACGCGCAUGCAGCUGGACAGCAAUGCGAACGGCCGGAUGACGGUGGGUGAGUGUGUGCGGCGCAUUUACGAGUCGCAGGGUGUCCGCGGGUUCUACAAGGGCAUCACCGCCAGCUACGUCGGCAUCUCGGAGACGGUGAUCCACUUCGUGAUCUACGAGGCGCUGAAGAAGAAACUGCUCGAGCUGCGCCAGUCAUCACCAGCCGCACAAGCCCUUGCGUCCGGAGACUCGACCGCCGGGGGUGGUAAAACGUCGCGCGACUUCCUGGAGUUUAUGGUGGCCGGUGCUACGUCCAAGACGAUCGCAUCGGUGGUGGCGUACCCGCACGAGGUCGCCCGCACACGGCUCCGGGAGGAGGGCAACAAGUAUCGCAACUUCUGGCAGACGCUGCUGACCGUGUGGAAGGAGGAAGGCAAAGCCGGCCUCUACCGUGGUCUCGGAACGCAGCUGGUACGACAGAUCCCGAACACGGCGAUCAUGAUGGCCACGUACGAGGCUGUCGUGUACGUGUUGACCAACCCUGCCAGUGCCAGCCUGCUGCCAACCGGUGCGGGUAACUGAGAUCGGGCCGCCGGGGUUGGGGCGCCACUCGACGGGGACCUGCUAGUGGUGCGGGACGCGCCAACGGCCGCAAUCGAUGGUGACUUUCUGUUGCAGGAGGAUGACGCCUUACCUCCGCCAUCGUUGGCACUGCUUUCGACUGCGUUGGCCACACUGGUGGACAGCACGCGAAGCAGUGGCACCGCACCGACGACCCCAGUUGCUGUAGCGCCAAGCCCGGCCCUGGAAGCGGAUGAACCGGUGGGGGGCGGCAACCCUGCAUUGAUUGUGCAUUGUAUUUGUGAUUUCUUCGUGGAUCUGUAAGGUCUAGUGGAGGGAUGAUAUUACUGUGGUGUUUUUUUGAUAGUGCGUAAGUUUUGCCGAUAGCGAAGUAGAUUUUAGCACCAUGGGGGGGAGGGGAUGGGACAACACACAGACAAACACACAAUUUCACAAAGCUAACUAUAAACUAUGGUUAGUGUGUGGGAGAGCGAGCGAGAGAAGAUUUGCUGUGUGAGUAUUUAUGCAAUUUAAAAACGGGCGGCGGAAGUUGAGCGAAAGCGCUGCAAGGUAGAAGAACAUACGCAAAGAAGUAAACCGCGGGAGGGAGCAUGUAGAAAUAGACCACAUUCGGGGACGAGAAAAAAAGGGAGGGGGGGUGAUGAGAUGCAAACACACACACACCUUUUCUUUUUCGUCCUAGACACUAGACUGAUUGUUCGUAUGCACACACACAAACACACACGCACAUAUAAGCGCUUGGAAACGGAAUCAAAGAAAUCAAAGCUCUGAUUGGAAUUUGUUUUAUUUACGUUAAAUGUAUCGUUAAAUUGUUUUAUUCCUUUGCUGGUUCAGAUUUGUUCCAUUUAAGCGGUUCCGAGUAAGCUAGACGAAAGGGGGGGUGUAUAUGUGUUGAGACGAUUAUUGCGGUUUAUUAUGUUUCUCUGUUCGUCGUUGCGCUUCCGUUGGUAGCCGCCGCCGUAGAAGAAAGUAGAUCGUAGUGUAAGCGAGCGAAGGAACGAGCUAGUCUCCUAUUACUAGCGUUUAGAUGUUUAGGGUUUGCUAUUAUUAUUUUAUUUCCAUACACAGAACGAUAUCCUAAGAGCGAUUAAGACGUUCCUCUCUUUACUUCGUACUCGCCGGUUCCGGCUUCGUCUCCACGUCUGGUGGAAGCACGGAACUCGCGGUGCGCGGUACAAGGAGAACCGAUUCGAUGGAGCGAGAAGAGUUCAGGGAAAAUUAUAUUAAUUUUUUGUCGAAACUCGAAACCUGCUUCCAUACCCAAAAGAAAAACAAAAGGCAUUCAAUUGUAACGUGAGAACAAUUCCAAACGUACACGCACAUUUUCUACCAAUUUUGUUUGUCCAUUUUGCUGCAGUGAUUAUGGCUGUAUAGAGUUUAACUACGGUGAGAAGGUAGCACACGGUAGCCCAUGCUUUUCUAAUGGGAAGUCGGUCCGGAAGUCGUAGUAGUUGCAUCUUGUAAUGCGAUUCUGUAGAACAAUUAUGUUAAUUGAGACUGGAUUGGCAAUUGGGAGGAGAGGAGGAAUCCGGGUAGCACAAAACACACAGUCACACAAACAUAAGUACAAAUAGGUUUUCUGCUUUUGCUGUAAUCACGUCGUUUUGUAAGUAAAAGCAACACCGCCAGGUCAGGGCAAAUAAUGUAUUUACCCUUGGAGUAGCCCCGGUCCCUGUAGUUGGCAGAAGCCAAGCAAAUGCGACAGCAUCAGUCCAAAAAUACCAAAAUGAGUCAUCAUGCGAUCGUCGUUGUUGUCUGCGGCACGAUGCAUGUUAAAAAUCUUAUCAAGUGCAACGAAUUAUUCACUCGGUCGCCAUUGGGUGGAAAAUGGAGUGUUUUUUUUUCUUCUUAUUUACUGUGAAAAACAGACAACACUGGCAACCACCCCAGAAGAGGAGGAUGCUGUUCGCUCAAAGCCGGGUGGCGUGAUUGGCGUCGGAAAAGACGACCAACACACACACACACUCGUAAAGGGAAAAUGCCCAUUAAUGCGCAUAUUGGGAUGCGGUCGUUGCGUUGUUGUGGCGAAGGAAAGGGAAAAUGGACAGACAUAAUUAGUGUUUUAAAAAUAAGAUCAGGGGUCAUCCGCGAUCAGCAGUGUCUUUUUAUUUCCCUCCCCGAAUAACAACGACGAGUCAAGUGUCAACAAAACCAAACAUUCCUCGCUGAAUUGAUUUACCGCGGCAGGAUAAACCUUUGCCCGUCAUAAUACGGCACAGUAAACAACUUGAUCGAGCGAUUACUAAUUACCAAAAACGAAAAAUGAUGUGCCAAAAAAUUCGAAUGUCGACAUAUGAAAAAACAAGUCUCCCAGUUUUGUUUGCGAGACCUACCUUUGACGGCUCCUUUCGGGGAGGGAUGACACCUUUUCAUUACAUGGCGUUAUAGUCUGUCCGUUCUUGCUUGCGGGCGAACGAACGAACGACGCCCUCUUGUGCGACCAGUUGCCAACCAGUCGAGAGUCGGCUGGGCCAUCUGCCAGCCAAAAUACCGCAAAAUGGCGCUCAACGAAGAUGAUAUGAUGUAACAAUACAAUAAUUACCGAAUGCUCUAGCAGCGAGCGACUUAAUACUGUAGAGUACAAGCUUGGAUGAGCCAUAAUCACACCAUCGUUUCAUUUUGUUUCCCGUAACCUUUACGGUACAACAUUACGUGCGCAUAGUAGCGGAAAAAAAAACCGCCGCACGGUGUGCUCUCACGGUGCAACAAUUUUAAACUGACCGUUACAGCAUGAAACACUAUGGAAGCCUAUAUACGCUCGCCCACUAAGGGUGAACAAUCAGUCAAAUGAGAUGAGUCCCUGUGAAACGCAAGUUAACCUGAUAGCAAACAAGCAAACAAUUAAACUGGAAACAUGAUAAUAUCCCAUUCAACGAAAAACGGAUGAUUUACAACGUACAGUAAUUAGAAGAUAACGGUGAGAGUGGAUGGUGCAGAACGACGUAUCAACAACUCACUGGGAGCUGUAAGAGAAUCCCUUGCAAACAUAAUUGGAGGAUGAAUAAUUGUUGCUUUACAUUGGAAGUGAGAGCCUUCGAUCGGGUAAUCGUUUACGUUUAUCGAUAAAACACAUCUCUAUACAUGCAUACAUAUAUAUAUUAUAUACAAACUUAAUAUUGCAUACACCGUAUACAAAACCAAGCAUUAUUGUAGUAAGUACGCUAAACAAUAGUAGCUGAGCAGUGGAGAAUGAAAAACAAAAUGAAAAACGAAGAAAAAAAAACAAACAAAAAUUGAACGCACGAAACAUGAAGAUGGAAGGGGAAAAAGUAAGUGUUUAUUGAAACAUGAUGUUAUUUUGUUUUGUAUAGUUUUUUUUUUUAUUGAAAUGAAUUACUAUAUACAUAUGAAUAAAGUUAAUCCAAAAUAAUA